AAUAUGAUGUGGGACUUGAAAGUGUUGGACAAAUAUCAGAAAAUGAAUUUAAAAGUAUUUUAGACUCAAAACAAGAUGGACAAGACAAAAAUAAUACAUAUACUGAAAAUAAUAACUCUCCUAAUGUUAGCACUUCUACAGAUUUGAAUAGUAUGCUGAAUCUUCAAGAUGAUUUCCCAACAGACAUAGCCAAAUUUCCAUGGACUAUUACUGAUUCAAAUUUAAUAAGAAGUUUGAUUUUAUAUGGACCCUGUAAGCCAGAUAUUAACUUUCCAGUAAAUAAUAAUGGUAAACGUUUUUCAUCUAGUUAUUAUUUUCUAACAACUAAAUCUGGUACAAAAAUUCCAAGAACUUGGCUAUGUUAUUCUUAUAACUUAGACUGUGUGUAUUGCGAAUCAUGUUGGCUGUUUGCUGAUAGAUCUUAUGGCAAAUUUAAGUGGGAUUGGAUUUAUGGUAUUAAUGAUUGGAAUCACUUGUCACAAAGUAUUCAAAGACAUGAAUCAUCUAUUCAACAUUUGGAUGCUGCCAAAAUUCGUUCCAUUUGGGUUAAAAAUGAAACCAUUGACGCUAGUUUAGAAAAACAAUAUACUGAUGAAGCAGUGAAAUGGAGGAAUGUAUUGAAAAGGUUGAUAAAAAUUAUACUUUCUAUAACAGCAGGAAAUUGUGCUUUAAGAGGGAAUGAAGGAAGCCUAAAAAUUAAGUGUGCCACCGAAGGAAACUUUUUAAGAACAGUUCGAUUACUCGCAGAGUUUGAUCCUAUUCUAAAUGAUAUUUUAAAUGAUGAAAAUCAAAAAAUUAAGUAUUUAAGUUGGUCUAUUCAGAACGAGUUGUUAGACAUUUUGUCUACAGAGUUACGUCAUUUAAUUUGUAAUAAAAUAAGAUCUAGUAGUUUCUUUUCUGUUAUAUUAGACUCAACUCAAGAUGUAACCAAACAAGACCAAGUUAGUCUUGUAAUUCGUUAUACUACAUUAGAUUUUGAAAAGAAACAAAUACAAAUUAAAGAGUCAUUUCUUGGUUUUUAUUUACUAUCCCAUCAUGGUGCAGCAAAUUAUGUAGAACUUUUAAAAAAUACAUUAAUGAGAUUAGAUUUAAAUAUUAUGAAAUGUCGUGGUCAAGGAUAUGACGGAGCAGCAGUGAUGAGUGGUUCAAUAACAGGCGUUCAAAAACAAAUUUGUGAUAUUGUACCUAACGCUACAUUUGUUCAUUGCUGUUCCCAUAAUAUAAAUUUAGUUUUAUGUGAUGCUGCUAAAAGUACUAGAAAAAUACAAUCAUUUUUUGAUACUGUGCAAGACAUCUACAAUUUUUUUAGCUCAAGUUCGCCAAGAUGGGCUCAGCUAGCCUUUGGUGAAGAGUACGGGAUAAAAAUAAAUAAAAUAACUUUAAAAAAAGUGUGUCCUACUCGAUGGGAAGCAAGACAUAAUGCUUUAUUUUCAUUAAAACACAGGUUUGUUGAUGUUUUGAAAGCUCUUUCUAAUAUCCAGCUUUCAAGUUCCAAAAAAGAUGAAAUAAAUAUGGCUACAACUUUAAAAAAAAAAAUGGAAAGUGCUGAAUUUAUAAUUAUUCUAUGUAUAUGGGAACCCAUUUUAAAAUCUUUACAAGUGGUAUCAAAGAGUAUGCAAUCAGUUAAUUUCAGCUUGCAAAAAGCAUCAACAGAAUUAGAAAGUGCUAUUUCAAUUAUAGAAAAGUUGCGGGAUCAAUAUGACCAAAUAGUAGAAGAUUCAAGGGAAUUAUGUAUGAAGUGGAAUAUACCCUUCAAGUUAAGUGAAACUCGUCAAAGAUAUGCUAAAAAGUAUUUUGAUGAAGUAGACAGUGAUCGGCGGCUUACUACAACUGAUGAUAAUUUUAGAGUUACUAUAUUUUACCCAGUUGUAGAUACAACACUAUUACAAUUAAGAGUUAGAUUUAAAGGAAUGAAAACUGUGUGUAAUGAUUUUAUUAUAUUAAUGCCUGAAAUAUUAACAUCAAUGGUUGACGAAUUGAUUGUUAAGUCAUCAUAUGACUUUAUUAACAAAUAUAAAGAAGAUAUCAGUUCUGACUUCACUCGUCAACUUAUAAUAAUUAAAGGCUAUUUAUCUUCCAAAUUUCAAACCAACUAUUUAAAAAGUAUGACAAUUCAUGAUUUAGCUGAUACUAUUGUUAAGGAAGAGCUAACAUCAAUAUUUCCUGAUGUAUUUAUCGGUACUAUAAUUUUUUUGACUAUACCAGUGACAUCUGCUUCAGCUGAGAGAUCCUUUUCAAAGCUUAAACUUAUCAAAAAUUACUUACGAAACUCCAUCGGUCAAGAGAGACUUUCAAGUAUAGCUUUGCUUAAUAUUGAAAGACAACAAACAAAUGAUAUUAACAUAGAAAAUAUAAUUAACAAUUUUGCCAACAAAAAGGCAAGAAAAAAGAAUUUUUUAAAGUGAGUAAUGUAUUUUUUUUUUCAAUUUUUUAAUUGGCUGUUAAUGCUUAUGUAUAGUGUGUUCAAUUAAAUUGUUACUUGAUAAUUAUUUAUAUUUAAAAUUAA
Molecule: messenger RNA, 2506 nt
Organism: Rhopalosiphum padi (bird cherry-oat aphid)
Lineage: Eukaryota; Metazoa; Arthropoda; Insecta; Hemiptera; Aphididae
Product: zinc finger MYM-type protein 1-like
Exons: 2
Coding region: 153-2405 (750 amino acids)
Molecular function (GO): protein dimerization activity
Source: RefSeq, a predicted model, not a curated record